Molecule: messenger RNA, 2079 nt
Organism: Prunus armeniaca (apricot)
Lineage: Eukaryota; Viridiplantae; Streptophyta; Magnoliopsida; Rosales; Rosaceae
Source: the annotation of a GenBank genome assembly
AUGGAAAUACCCAUUGAGUCAGCUAUCAAGAAACCAAAGAGGUUGACAUCUAUUGUCUGGAAUCAUUUUGAAAGGGUUAGAAAGGCUGAUAUAUGUUAUGCUGUUUGUGUGCAUUGUAACAAGAAGCUCAGUGGAUCAAGUAAUAGUGGGACCACACAUCUGAGAAACCAUUUAAUGCGAUGUCUAAAACGAUCCAACUUUGAUGUUUCUCAACUACUUGCAGCAAAGAGAAGGAAAAAAGACAAUACCGUUGGCCUUGCCAAUAUUAAUUGUGAUGAAGCACAGAGAAAAGAUGAAUAUAUGAAGCCAUCACUCAUAAAGUUUGAUCAGGAUCUGAAAAAGGAUGAUAUCGUUACCAUUGCAAGUGGCAAGUUUGAUAAUGACCGUAGUCAUCUUGAUCUUGCCCGUAUGAUUAUAUUGCAUGGUUACCCGUUGACCAUGGUUGAUCAUGUUGGAUUCAAAGUUUUUGUUAAGAACCUUCAGCCGUUGUUUGAGGUUGUGCCAAAUAAUGACGUUGAGCAUUUUUGUAUGGAAAUUUAUAGGAAAGAAAAACGUCAAGUGUAUCAAGCGAUUAAUAGUUUGCAGGGAAGAAUUAACCUUUCUGUUGAAAUGUGGUCUUCUCCAGAAAAUGUUGAGUAUCUAUGUUUGACUGCACAUUAUAUAGACGAGGACUGGAAGCUACAAAAGAAAGUUUUGAACUUCGUCACACUUGAUCCUACUCAUACUGAGGACUCGCUUUCAGAAGUAAUUGGCAAAUGUCUGAUGGACUGGGAUAUUCACAGUAAGUUGUUUGCCUUCACAUUGGAUGAUUGUUCCACCGAUGAUGACAUUGUUCUGAGAAUUAAAGACCGGAUCUCCCAAAGUAGGCCUCUCGCGGGUCAUGGUCAGUUAUUUGAUAUCCGCUCUGCUGCACAUCUUCUAAAUUCAAUUGUGCAGGAUGUGUUGGAAGCACUGAGAGAGGUGAUACAAAAGAUUCGAGGAAGUUUCAAACACGUAAGAAGUUCACAAGUGGUACAAGGGAAGUUCAACGAAAUUGCCCAGCAAGUUGGAAUCAAUAGUGAGAGGAGAUUAACUCUUGAUUUCCCAGUUCGGUGGAACUCAACAUACAUUAUGCUUGAAACAGCCUUAGAAUACAGGGGUGCAUUUUCUCUCCUGCAAGAGCAUGACCCUUCCUACGCUUCAUCUUUAACCGAUACAGAAUGGGAAUGGACGAGUUUUGUUACAGGUUAUUUGAAACUUCUUGUUGAAAUCACUAAUGUCUUUUCAGGCAACCAAUCUCCAACUGCAAGUAUAUAUUUUCCUGAGAUUUGUCAUGUUCACAUCCAAUUAAUUGAAUGGUGCAAGAGCCCAGACGACUUUCUUAGUUGUAUGGCAUUGAAGAUGAAAGCUAAGUUUGAUAAAUAUUGGAGUAAGUGCAGUUUGGCUUUGGCAGUUGCAGCAAUCUUGGAUCCCCGAUUCAAAAUGAAGUUGGUGGAGUAUUACUAUUCUCAAAUAUAUGGUAGUACUGCUCUCGAUAGGAUUAAAGAAGUUUCUGAUGGCAUCAAGGAGCUUUUUGACGCAUAUUCAAUUUGCUCAACAAUGGUUGAUCAAGGUUCGGCUUUGCCUGGCAGCAGCUUACCUAGUACCAGCAGUGAUACUAGGGAUCGAUUGAAGGGAUUUGAUAAAUUUCUCUAUGAGACUUCUCAGAGCCAGAAUGUGAUAUCGGACUUGGACAAAUAUUUAGAGGAACCAGUCUUUCCUCGUAAUUGUGAUUUUAACAUAUUAAAUUGGUGGAAGGUCCACACACCAAGGUACCCUAUCUUGUCGAUGAUGGCACGUGAUGUUCUGGGAACUCCUAUGUCAACUGUUGCACCAGAAUCAGCAUUCAGCAUUGGUGGUAGAGUUCUUGAUCAAUGUCGAAGCUCACUGAAUCCUGAUAUUCGGCAGGCUUUGAUGUCAAUCCAUUCUCAAGCCAUUCUGCUGCUAGACCACUACUUAUUGAAUCAAGUUAAUUUUCCAAAGGUUGAUGGAUCAGAUAUUGGCCUCUAUCCCGGUGGUGUCCAAUCGCCGUUGACACGCUUAAAGCUGGGCAUCAACUAG